This is a messenger RNA of Staurois parvus, 333 nucleotides long. The record is from the annotation of a GenBank genome assembly. NCBI's taxonomy places the organism in Eukaryota, Metazoa, Chordata, Amphibia, Anura, Ranidae.
UCCGGGGAGACCAGAUAUAGUGAAUGCGGGGUCCAGGGAGAGCGGAUAUAGUGAAUGCGGGGUCUGGGGAGAGAAGAUAUAGUGAAUGCGGGGUCUGGGGAGACCAGAUAUAGUGAAUGCAGGGUCUGGGGAGACCAGAUAUAGUGAAUGCAGGGUCUGGGGAGACCAGAUAUAGUGAAUGCAGGGUCUCAGGGAGACCAGAUAUAGUGAAUGCAGGGUCCAGGGAGAGCGGAUAUAGUGAAUGCAGGGUCCGGGGAGACCGGAUAUAGUGAAUGCAGGAUCCGGGAGACCGGAUAUAGUGAAUGUAGGAUAUAGUGAAUGCAGGUUUCCGGG